CGGAGGGAAGAAGGCUACAGAAGGAUGCACGGCCUGCCCCGUGCUGGUCCGCACUGUCCGCCGCCUGAACCCGUGCCGCCCACCCGCCCGAACUCAUGACGCGCUCACCCGGCCUCAUGGUGCCCCUGCUGGGCCUGAGCCUGGGACUGGCCCUGAGCCUGUCCGAAGCUGUGGCAGCCGACUGCGGUUCCCUCGGGCGCGUGGAGCACCUGGCAUUCGCUCCGGUGCCCAGGACACGAGAGCUGGCCCCUCUUGUCCGCGCGUCGGGGCCCCUGAACUCCCUCUAUGGCACCGUGCGACGAUUCCUCUCCGUGGUUCAGCUUAACCCCUUCCCGGCAGAGUUGAUAAAGACCCUGCUGAAUGACCCAUCUUCUGUGAAGACAGAUGAGGUGGUUCGAUAUGAGGCAGGCUACGUGGUGUGUGCUGUGAUUGCUGGCCUCUACCUCCUAUUGGUGCCCAUCACUGGGCUCUGCUUCUGUUGCUGUCGCUGCCGCCAGCGCUGUGGGGGCAGAGUGAAGACGGAGCACAAGGCCAUGGCCUGUGAACGUGGCACCCUCAUGACCUUCCUGCUGCUGACCACCCUUGUGCUUCUGAUUGGUAUGGUCUGUGCUUUUGCUACUAACCAACACACACAUAAUCAGAUGGGGCCCAGUGUGAAAGCUGUCCCUGAGACCCUGCUCAGCCUAAGGGGCCUGGUCUCUGAUGUCCCUGAAGAGUUGCAGGCCAUUGCUGAACAGUUCUCCGUGCCUCAGAAGCAAGUCUCAAAGGAGCUGGAUGGUGUUGGUGAGAACCUUGGGAACAUAAUUCAUAACCAGCUCAAGAGCACAGUGUACCCGGUGCUAGCCUCAGUGCACAGCCUGGGCCAGGCCCUGCAGGUCUCCAUAGACCACCUUCGAGCCCUGAACACCACCUCAGUGGAACUGCAGGAGGCUCAGCGGCACCUGGAGCCACCUGUACAGGCACACCGGGAACGCCUGCUCGCCCUGCUUCAGGACAGCUGGUGCCACGAGGAGAAUUGCAAGCGGGUGCUCAGCCAGGCCAGUGCUCUGCAACUGGGCGCUGACUUUAGCCAGACGCCCCCUGUGGAUGAUGUCCUGCAUCGGCUGAAAGAUGUCCCAGAAACCAACUUCUCCAGCAUGGUCCAGGAGGAGAGAGCCACCUUCAAUAACCUCCCGCUCCUGGUUCAAGUGCAGGCGGUCAGUGUGGUCAAAGAUGUGAAAAAGGCACUGGCUGAGCAGCCUGAAAGGUUGAGGAUGCUGGCCCAAGCGUUCCCAGGUUCAGAGGCAGCCUCCCGCUGGAGCCAGGCACUGGAGGGGCUGGAACAGUGCAGCCGCCCCUACUUGCAGGAGGUGCAACAAUAUGAGACAUACAGGUGGAUUUUGGGAUGUGUGCUGUGCUCUGCCAUCCUGCUUGUGGUGAUCUGUAACCUGAUGGGCCUCAGCCUGGGCAUCUGGGGGUUGUUUGCCAGGGAGGACCCCAGCCACUCUGAAACCAAGGGCGAGGCUGGAGCCCGCCUCCUCAUGGCAGGUGUGGCCUUCAGCUUCCUCUUCGCAGUCCCCCUCAUCCUCCUUGUCUUCGCCACUUUCCUGGUGGGUGGCAAUGUGCAGACGCUGGUGUGCCGGAGCUGGGAGAGUGGAGAGCUGUAUGAGUUUGCAGACACCCCAGGAAACUUGCCACCAUCCAUGAACCUGUCCUAUCUUCUUGGCCUGAAGAAAAACAUCAGCGUCGUCCAGGCCUAUCAACAGUGUAAGGCAGGGGCAGUACUCUGGAAGGUUCUACAACUCAAUGACUCCUAUGACCUGGAUAAGCACCUGGAUAUCAAACAGUAUACCCACAAGAUUCAGCAGGAUCUUCAGAGCUUCCAAGUAGAUUUGAAGGAGCUAGACCUGUUGAGACCCACUGCCCGUCAGGACCUGGAGGCUUUGCAGAGGAGCGGGCUGGAGAAAAUCCACUACAGAGGCUUUCUUGUGCAGAUCCAGAAGCCUGUGGUGAACACUGACAUGUGGCAGCUGGCGCAGGAGCUGGAAGGACUGGCCCAGGCCCAAAAUGACUCUUUACUGAGGCAGCAGCUACAGGAGGAGGCCAGAGAACUUCGAAGCCUCUACCAGGAGAAGGUUGUCCCCCAGGAGAGCCUUGUGACCAAGCUCAACUUCAGUGUCAAGACCUUGGAGUCCUUGGCCCCAAGUCUGCAGGUGAAUAUCUCAGACUUUCUUGACAGUGUCGUCCGUCUAAAAGGAGAGCUGCCUGUGCAGAUCAACCACAUCCUGAGGAAUGCCACUGAGUGUUUCCUGACCAGGGAAAUGGGCUACUUCUCUCAGUAUGUGACCUGGGUGAAAGCAGAGGUGACUCAGCGCAUCGCCACCUGCCAGCCCUUCUCUACAGCCCUGGACAAUGGUCAUGUGAUCCUGUGUGACAUGAUGGCUGACCCCUGGAAUGCCUUCUGGUUCUGCCUGGGGUGGUGCGCCUUCUUCCUCAUCCCCAGCAUCAUCUUUGCUGUCAAGACCUCCAAAUACUUCCGUCCCAUCCGGAAACGCCUCAGCUCCGCCAGCUCUGAAGAGACACAACUUUUCCAUAUCCCCAGGGUCACCUCUCUGAAGCUAUAGAACCCACCGGGCAAGGUGAUUCCUGGGGGCUUCCUGUCCUUUGUCCUUGUCUCAGCCUGGACCAGAAGACAUCUGUAACCUCUGUCCCAGAGCCCAGGCUGGCCUCUAGUGCUGGGCUGUCCCCUCCUCUUCUUUAGCUUACCCAGUUCACAUUUGCACUUUCUCCUUGUAGCCCAAAUCACUCCCAGUCUUUACAGAGCUAACAGGUUCUUCUGCGUGUCUAUCCUUGUCCUCCUCACUGUGGUAUCUCAGCAACAGGAAAGGCCUCUUCACCACCCAUGGGAGUUCUUUCUCCAGCACCCUCCAUUUGCCUUGUUUCUUUCCCCCCUCUACUAUCUAAGCUCCUUUUCCCCUUGUCUAAGUUUGGUCCCCCCACCUGCCCCAACAUCCUUCUUGCUCCCUUCCCCAGACCAUUGCUUGCUCUCUCCAUGGAGGUCCUGCCUCCUCCCCUUGUUCCCUUUACCUUGCCCUUACUGCCACCUUGCUGGCUCCCAGGCCUCCCUGCACAGAACAAACAUCAAGGUUGAGGUUGUGACCUUUGAGCCUUCUGCAGCUCUCUUCUGAAUCUCCUGUUACCAGUGGGGCAAGACAGGCCUGUCUGAGGGCUGAGCUGUCCUGUCUGCAUUCUGGGUUAGAAAUACCAGUGCUGAACAUUGGCUCCUAAGAGAGAACCAGGGAUGUGGGCCACGCUGGGGCUCCCCCUUGCCUUGGAGACAGUAGCAUGGGUGGUCCCACUGUCUUCCCAGGAUGGAUCUGGUAGUAAGAACAGGGCUUUGCACUUCCCCUGCCAUACUGCACAUAUGGCCUGGGACCACCCCUCGCUUAUCUCUGGAUGGUCCCUAUGUGCUGGGCAUUAAGUCCAGAAAGGACAAAGAAAAGGGAGACAAUAUGGACCGAUCUCUGCUCCAAUCACAGGUUCUUACUUUCCCAUAUUUUGGUUCUGGGUCCCUGAAGCUGGGUCUCUAAGGCAAAGGCUCAGCAUACAAUUUGGUGUUUAAUGAGCAUUUGUGGGAAGAACUGCAAGGCCUCUCUAACUGCAGGCAUCCUGGGACUGCUAUAGAAAUUCAGUGGGAGGAGCAGAGCCUGCCUUAGCCAUGUGAUUCACGGCCUGGUGCUGCUCGCUGGGGUACCUCAAACGCGUGACAUAGGCCCCCAGCCUCGAUUAAUUUUAUUAUAAAAUGGAGAGGUUCCUCAGGGCCUGUGUGCAGGGUUGUGAAAGUCAAACACGGUGAUGGGCAGAACCCCUGACAGGCCUGGUGCCAAGCAAGUACAAUUUGUGCAGCCCAGGAGUUGAGAGCCAGGCUGAGGGCAGAGCCAGGGUUUGGUGUGAAGAGGAUGAGUGCCCUUUAUGGUGGUAAUCCUCCCUAUCUCUGGGCAUGUUGAUGUGGAAUUACAUUAUGAAUGUACAAGCACCAGUUUUGCUGCUAGGACUAAGGAUGGUGGUACCCAAUGUACAAACGUACAAAGACUCCAGCAAGCACACUCUCAAACAGGCAUCCUGGGAUGUGCUUUCUACCCCCAGAAGUUGGAAGGUUUUGUUUUGUUGUUUGUUUGUUUUCAGUUAUUAUUGAUUUGUUAACUUGGGGGUGAGGAAGUGACACCCUGUA
Mus caroli (Ryukyu mouse) is the source of this 4210-nucleotide messenger RNA. RefSeq names its product prominin 2 (gene Prom2). Gene Ontology annotation, molecular function: cholesterol binding. Gene Ontology annotation, cellular component: microvillus; cilium; cell surface. Lineage: Eukaryota; Metazoa; Chordata; Mammalia; Rodentia; Muridae. The record is from RefSeq and is a predicted model, not a curated record.